ACUGAAAGAAAGAAGAAAAAACAAAUGAUUGAGUAGUGAGUGCUUUCUAACGAGGGAGGAAGCGAACCAGAGUGUGAAUCUGAAACUGAAACCCUAACUUAUAACAACGAUGCAUCGUUUUCUCUCUUCCAUUCGCCAUGGCCGUGGAUCUUCCCUCAUUUCUCUUCUUGCACCUAAGCCCUCGCUUCCAUCCAACGCUGCUCUACGACAUCACCGUUUCUCGCUGUUUCCCCAAAACGACGAAUAUGUUAGAGGAUUUUCAAGUGUCAAUCGGGAUUGGAGGAGGAAUAAUCUGAGCCAGAAUGUGAAUGAAAAUGUGAAUUCUCAUCGUGAUUUUAUCCAAGAUUUAAAGAACAUAAACUCCAGAAGUGGGAAUAAUCUGAGCCAGAAUGUGAAUGAAAAUGUGAAGUCUCAUCGUGAUUUUAUCCAAGAUUUAAAGAACAUAAACUCCAGAAGUGGGAAUAAUCUGAGCCAGAAUGUGAAUGAAAAUGUGAAGUCUCAUCGUGAUUUUGUCCAAGAUUUAAAUAACAUAAACUCCAGAAGUGGGAAUAAUCUGAGCCAAAAUGCGAAUGCAAAUACUCCUCCAGAUUUUAUGAAUGAUAAAGAGAACAUAAACUUCAGAAGCGGGAAUGAUGCUGAGACUGGCCAGAAUUCUAGGCCUAUGGAUUUUGUAAGAGGAAUUAUUGAGGACGAUAACGUUAUGAGGGUUUCUUCUCAGUAUCAUUAUGAGCAGGAUGCUGAUUUUGUUCACAUAAAGAUGUUGCGUAACAAUACCUUUGUUACUGUAACAGAUUCUAAAGGAAAUAUAAAACUCAGUGGUUCUGCUGGUUCCUUGAAAGAGAUGAAAGCAGGGCAAAAGCUUUCAAGGUAUGCUGCUGAAGCAACUGCAGAAGUUGUUGGCCGAAGAGCUAGGGGUUUGGGGUUGAAAUCUGUUGUCAUGAAAGUGAAUGGAUUUACUCAUUUUCGGAGGAAAAGGCAAGCAAUAAUGAGCUGGAGGGAGGGAUUUACUGAUUCUCGAGAGGAUAGAAAUCCAAUUGUAUUCAUUGAAGAUACCACUCGAAAACCCCAUAAUGGCUGCAGACUCCCAAAGAAACGACGCAUUUAGAUGUCUGUUAUUGGGGCGGUCGAAGAAGCUUUAUUUUAUUUGGAUGCAGAUUGCACAUGCUGAUGUUUUUACUAAGCAUAUUUCAUUAUGAUUCUAGUUGCUACUUGUAGAUUAUAUGUUUGCUGCCUCUUGUCUACCUUUACAUUUUGUACCAUUAUCAAGGUUCAUUAACUGGUUUUUCUGUAGCAGUAUGUACCGAUGGGCUUUUCUCAAUAUAAGGUUAUGGUAA
Molecule: messenger RNA, 1334 nt
Organism: Abrus precatorius (Indian licorice)
Lineage: Eukaryota; Viridiplantae; Streptophyta; Magnoliopsida; Fabales; Fabaceae
Product: probable ribosomal protein S11, mitochondrial
Exons: 2
Coding region: 110-1105 (331 amino acids)
Biological process (GO): translation; ribosomal small subunit assembly; maturation of SSU-rRNA from tricistronic rRNA transcript (SSU-rRNA, 5.8S rRNA, LSU-rRNA)
Cellular component (GO): mitochondrial small ribosomal subunit; ribosome
Molecular function (GO): mRNA 5'-UTR binding; structural constituent of ribosome; small ribosomal subunit rRNA binding
Source: RefSeq, a predicted model, not a curated record